AUGUUAAUCAGGAAAGCAAGAUCUACUAAAAUUAUGAAAAAGUUUGGAGCAAGUAUAGCCUGUCUAUUGAUUAUUUUUUUAUGGGCACUAGGUUGGACUGAUUAUUUUUUCGAAAAACCGUUCUCAAAAUUCAAAUGGCCACCAUAUAUAAAUGUUCGGAAGCAGGUAUUACUAGAGUUAAGUGGUCGGCCACCAUCUUAUCUUUACGAGAAUGAUUGGGCUUACUAUGAACCAUUUCAUAUUCCGGCAUGCGAAAUCAUCAAAGAGAUGGAUAAAUUUUUAUUGAUUAUCGUGAAAUCUUCGUCGUUGCAUUUUUUAGAACGACAAGCUAUACGUCUCACAUGGGGCUCAGUACUUAAUCAUUCCGAAUUCACCAUUAGGACAAUAUUUGUGAUUGGCCGAAAACCUUUAAGUGAGGAAAAUGAACAACUGCAAGAAGAAAUUAAUUUACACAAGGAUAUACUAGUUGGUGAUUACAUUGAUAGCUAUCGAAAUAAUACACUGAAAUUUUUAUCAGCGGUGCAGUUUUCAUUCAAUUAUUGUCAACAGAAUACUGUCCCCUAUGCAUUUUUUGUCGAUGAUGAUUAUUUGGUGUUGGUGCAAAACCUAGUAGCAGAAGUAAAAAAAUAUGAUAUGAAUGACCGACUUUAUGCGGGUUGGAAAUUUGAUACGCGACCAUUUAGGACCAGGUUUCACAAACAUCGGGUAUCCAUUGCAACAUAUCCGUUCAAUCGUUAUCCACCUUAUAUAUCUGCUGGUGCAGUAUUGUUAUCAUCACAGACCAUUCGCGAAAUGUAUUAUGCAAUACAGUAUACGAGGCUUUAUCCCUAUGACGAUAUUUUUGCUGGUAUAUUGGCAAAAUCAUUGAAAUUGACCGUCAAACAUAACAAAAAUAUGCGCUUCUGGAAAACAGCAGUUAGUGUAGAAGAAAAAACUUUAAUUUGUGCGCAUGGAUUUGAGGGAGAGCGCCUGAGUUCAGUGUACAAUAAGUUCAGGGCUAAGGGAAUUCUAUAA
This is a messenger RNA of Cercopithifilaria johnstoni, 1014 nucleotides long. NCBI's taxonomy places the organism in Eukaryota, Metazoa, Nematoda, Chromadorea, Rhabditida, Onchocercidae. The record is from the annotation of a GenBank genome assembly.